Messenger RNA from Solea senegalensis (Senegalese sole), 2952 nucleotides. It is a transcript of the gene rhoab, whose product is annotated as ras homolog gene family, member Ab. The record is from RefSeq and is a predicted model, not a curated record. Gene Ontology annotation, biological process: stress fiber assembly; small GTPase-mediated signal transduction; cell migration. Gene Ontology annotation, molecular function: GTPase activity; GTP binding. Lineage: Eukaryota; Metazoa; Chordata; Actinopteri; Pleuronectiformes; Soleidae. Bases 102 to 683 code for a protein of 193 amino acids. The transcript is spliced from 5 exons. Gene Ontology annotation, cellular component: dendritic spine; cleavage furrow.
GUGAAGUAAUUCAUUGUAUGAGACACGGGAGGAAGCACCAAACGAUUCAACCGGUCGGCAAAAACUGAAAAACCCGUCCGUUAGCCACAUAAACUACAGGCAUGGCAGCCAUUCGUAAGAAGCUGGUGAUCGUGGGGGAUGGAGCUUGUGGGAAGACCUGCCUUUUGAUUGUCUUCAGCAAGGACCAGUUCCCUGAAGUCUAUGUGCCCACUGUGUUUGAAAACUAUGUCGCUGAUAUUGAGGUGGACGGCAAACAGGUGGAGCUGGCUCUCUGGGACACAGCAGGUCAGGAGGACUAUGACAGACUGAGACCUCUUUCCUACCCAGACACUGAUGUCAUCCUCAUGUGCUUCUCCAUAGACAGCCCUGAUAGUUUGGAAAACAUUCCAGAGAAGUGGACCCCAGAGGUCAAACACUUCUGCCCCAACGUUCCCAUCAUCCUGGUAGGAAACAAGAAAGACCUGCGCAAUGACGAGCACACGCGUCGAGAGCUGGCCAAGAUGAAGCAGGAGCCAGUGAAGUCAGAAGAGGGCCGGGACAUGGCUGUACGAAUCUCAGCCUUCGGUUACAUGGAGUGCUCUGCAAAGACGAAGGACGGCGUGCGGGAGGUGUUUGAAAUGGCCACCAGGGCGGCACUGCAGGCCCGCCGUGGAAAGAAGAGCAAUAAAUGUAUACUGCUCUAAAAUGGCCGAUAUAUUUGGACUGUUUUUACCCUGGGCUACUGUACACAGGACUGGGACUUGGGAGGGACUGAGGGAUUGGGAGGGACGGGAGGAAAAGCAGUAAACUUCUACCGCUGUAAAACGGCUGUUUGUUGGACUAAAAUUACCCUGAGAGUUGUGUUUGGGGAAACUCUGAAUGACCGGGUUGGGCGGGUGGAUGGAUGGGGGGGACAGGGGAGCGCAGGAAAUGGCUACAGUUGUAAACAUUGGGCUCUGUAGCUGUAGGUUUAUCAUCAAGCUGGAAAAUUCCACCAGCCUUGUCAAGUGUCACAAGCCACUUUCACUGAUUGGGAAGAUACUGGUCCUUUUUUAAAGAAGACCUUUAGCAGACUGGUGAGUAAAUGUGAGUCCCGUGGUAAAUUAACAAAAGUGGAUUAUUUAUACCGGGGUGUUGAGUUUCUGAGAGAGGGACGGGAAUGAUUAAGUGGACAAAUCAAUAUCUGUCAGCUGCUUUUAUACAAGCUUUGAGUGAACUAACUUGUAGUGCAAUUUCAACAGUUUGGCAUGAAGAAUAUUUUCAUCUCCAUAGUGUUGUGUCCACAAUAUUAAAGCAAUGGUCAUGUGCUGUCAGGUGCUCGGGUCUUGUGUGUUGUAUUAUCAGAGAGGAGGCGUGGAGCCGCAUGCUCACAUGUCCAGUUCAGUGCCAUGCAGUCGCUCGCAGUGACAAACGCAACUCUCACUCUGAGCUGAUUUGUCAUUAUUACUGGAUAGUAAACGUCGUUUGAAUAGCCAUCAUCUCUGUGUGCAGCGCAAAAUCACCACCAGUUGCUGCUUUAGAUAUUCAUCGAACGUGUGCAGUGCAGUCGAGAGGAAUGUGAUGGUUGAAUUCAUUCAGAGGAGCAGCAGAGUUUAAGCGCUGCGGUGUAAGGACUAGACGUGGAACUGUCCGCAUGCUGGUGAAUCUGUGGCAUUUGUUUUACGCUCCGGCUCCAUCUGAAGGUUAUUCAACAUUUAAUAAUUCCUUCAUACCUCAUCAGUGGAAGUGGCAGGGGAACUCCAGCAUCGUACAAUCUGAGCUAACUCUACUUGUGGCUUGCCCCCCCCCCACCACAUCCCUUCCUGUAUCACACAGCUGACUGCUGGUGCUCAUCUUCCCCUGGUUUUAGACCAGGACAAAGAACAAGGAGAGGGAGAGUAUUGUGUUUACAUGCACACCACUGUUCUCCUGAUGUGGGUUGAAGGACUUUUAUUUUUUGUGUCUAAGCAUGUUUAAAGGUCAAAUGUACAAGCUACAUGUUGGGGAGAAAGAUGUCUGUGAUAUAUAUGACAUUAUCCAUCUUCUGUGUGUCUCUCACCGGUUAGCUGUUUCUACCUGCCAUCGAAAUUUAACAGUUAACUUUAAAAAGAAGAAACAUGAUGUGAAAUUACCUUUUUAUUCAUAAGACUGUGCAUGAAAAUGCCAGCAUUGUCGGGUUUGGCAAUCGGAUAAAUCUGGAGUGAAACAUUCAGGUGAUAUAGAUCACUAAUGUGCAGAGUAAGAAUAAACCACCUGCUAUGAGUUGGAAAGCCUUCAUUUUAAGGUAUUUUGUAAAGUUUUUUUGUUUUAGAAAUUGUAAGAGUGGCCGUUUCUAUUGGAAUUCAAAGUCGCCAGCCUUCCCUGACUUUUCUGUCUUACAAUGCCAGAUUCACACUCUCUUCACAGUGUUGUACCUUCCUGUUCUUCUUCCUGAACUACAGGGAGGAGACUGUUCCAGAAACCCAGUUUUGUGUUUUUAUACUUAAAUUUUUUUCUGCUUUAAAAAGGUAUAAAUAUGUUGUCUAUCAGUAUUUCAGGUGGAAGACUGUUUUUGUUGCCACUAAAGUUCCUAUUUUUUUUUUUUUUGUGAUGAUGGUUGUGAUGACUGGUCAAUCAUCUCUGCCACAUGCUGUUAGGCAGUCUGGAGAAAGGCUGUCCCCUCGGCUGCUUGGCUAGAGCAUCACUAGAACCAUAUGUGCUGACUUCUUUGUUUUCAAUACAAACUCGGCUGAAUACCUAAAAGGAAAAAAAAACCCAACUCUGGUUUCCUCAAUGUACAAAUCAUUUUUAGUUCUAGUUUUUAUUGUAUUUUUAAAUCCUAAUUUUGGAUACUGAAGCAGUGGCGUAAACAAAGGAACAGGAUAACCAAGCUGUAUACAAAUUCUGUAAAUAUGAAAUGUGGGUUUGUUCAUACUAGACAACACACAUGCACAGGACUGGAAACUGUAUUUGUAAACUAGCUUUGGUUUGUGUAAUAAAUUACUUUCUAUAACA